Neurospora tetraspora is the source of this 3419-nucleotide messenger RNA. Its product is annotated as argonaute. The transcript has 2 exons. The coding region runs from base 187 to 3027 and encodes 946 amino acids. Gene Ontology annotation, biological process: regulatory ncRNA-mediated post-transcriptional gene silencing. Gene Ontology annotation, molecular function: protein binding; RNA endonuclease activity; single-stranded RNA binding. NCBI's taxonomy places the organism in Eukaryota, Fungi, Ascomycota, Sordariomycetes, Sordariales, Sordariaceae. The record is from RefSeq and is a predicted model, not a curated record.
CGUGGUGGCCGUGGUGGUGGCCGUGGCGGAGGACGGGGAGGGGGAGGAUUCGAACCAAGAGAACCCCCUGCUCCUGAUGUCUACAAGGGAAUUGACGGUCGUGGUGCCCCUGAGCCCGACGCCCAGAUCACCAAACUCGAGGACGACUGGAUCAAGAAGCAUGUCAGCAACAAUCUGGUCACUUCAAUGAGCAAGCUUUCGCUCAGCGACAAGGAGAAAGCCAACAACUUGCCGGUUCGCCCUGGCCAUGGCACAACGGGCGGGAAGGUGAAGCUUUGGGCCAACUACUUCAAAAUCAACAUCAAAUCACCAGCGGUCUACAGGUACACCAUCAAAGUUGCCGCCAGCGAGGAAAUGCUCGGAAAGGAAGCUGAGGUCGCAUCGAAGAAAGUGGAGGUGGUGAUUGGGAAACUGCUCGAGCAGAUUGGCGCCGACGCACAGUCCGUGGCGAUUGCCAGCGAUUUCAAAGUGCACCUGGUGACGGCAACGAAGCUCAAGGUUCCCGAGAACCGCAUUUUCCAGGUGACAUGGACCGAGCCGAGUUCCAACCAGAACUUGGCCAAUAAGCCCCAGACUUGGGUUGUCAAGGUUGAGGAGAGUGUCGAAAACUGCGACCUCGGCAAGGUGCUGAACGAGCUUACGACGCUUGAUCCCAAGCUCGACGGAGAUUUCCCCAAAUACAAUGUGGAACUCGAUGCCCUCAACACCAUCGUCACUCAUCAUGCCCGCGCCGACGAAAAUGUUGCGGUGGUGGGAAGGGGAAGGUUUUUCGCCUUCGGUGAUGACCUCGUUGAACAAAAGCGGCCCGAAGACUCCCCUUUGGUCAUCUUGCGUGGAUACUUUGCCAGCGUCCGUCCAGCUACCGGAAGACUUCUGCUCAAUACCAACAUCACGCAUGGCGUCUUCCGUCCUGGCAUCAAACUUGCACAGCUGUUCCAGGAACUUGGACUUGACGUAAUGGACAAAUGCCACGCCUGGAGCCAAGGGGACAAAGAAAGGCUCAACAACAAGAUGCGCAGAGUUCACAAGGUCCUGGCGAAAGCCCGCGUUGAGGUAAACCUCCCAUUCAUCGCUGAUGGAAAGGUUGCUUGGAAGAAAUGUCACCGCACGCUCAACGGCAUUGCGAACCGUAGCGACGAAAGGGUGGUGAAGCCAAAGAAGGAUGGCGAUGCCCCCCAUCCACCACUGUUCGGGAUUCCCAAUCUCCAGAUGGGCGGCCCGGCCUCUGUUCAGUUCUACCUGCGUGCGCCACAGACAAAGAGUGGCUCUGCCCCUCCUCCGGUCCCCGGCCUGCCGACCAACGCGUACAUCACGGUAGCGGAUUACUACAAAAAACGGUACGGAUUGGCAGCAAAUCCUUCGCUUCCUCUGGUCAACGUGGGCAGUAAAGAAAAGGCUAUCUACGUCUUGGCCGAGCUCUGUACGCUGGUCAAAGGUCGCUCCGUCAAGACUAAACUAAACGCGAACGAAGCGGACGCCAUGAUCAAGUUUGCGUGCAGAGCUCCUUCGCUGAACGCCCAGUCUAUCGUGACGAAAGGUAGACAGACCCUUGGUCUUGAUAAAAGCCUGACGCUUGGCAAGUUCAAGGUCUCGGUCGACAAGGAGCUGCUUACCGUCGUCGGACGUGAGCUCCAGCCUCCGGUGCUUACGUACCACGGUGACAAAAUGGUACAGGCGAACGAUGGCGGGUGGUUGAUGAAACAAGUCAAGGUGGCCAGAGCUGGCCGCAAGAUUGAGAAGUGGACGUACUUGGAAUUGAUGGAAAAGCGGAACCCCAACGUCAAUCCCGUGCCCAACGCAAUGGUACCGCAAGCUAUGACAGAUUUUGCCAGAUUCCUGAACAUCACGGGCAUCCCGAUCAACCCCAACUUCCCGCCAGGCCAAUCCCUUGCGAUUCCAGGGAGCGAGAAAGAGUUUGUAGCCAGCGUGAAGGCAAUCAUGACCCAGACCCAAUUUAUUGUGGUUCUUCUACCCAAAAAGGACGUUACGCUCUACAAUUGGGUGAAGCGGGCUGCCGAUAUUACAUAUGGCGUCCAUACGGUCUGCGUGGUAGCCGAUAAGCUUCUUAACCCAAAGGGGCAGCUGGGGUAUUUUGCCAACGUGGGCCUCAAGAUCAACCUCAAGUUUGGCGGCACGAAUCACAAUAUCAAGACGCCAAUUCCUCUGCUCGCCAAGGGGAAGACCAUGGUGGUUGGUUAUGAUGUUACCCAUCCGACCAAUUUAUCGGCGGGACAAUCGCCUGCAUCGGCUCCCAGUAUCGUCGGCCUGGUCUCAACGAUCGACAGCCACCUUGGACAAUGGCCUGCAAUGGUUUGGAACAACCCCCACGGACAGGAAUCCAUGACCGAACAAUUUACAGAGAAGUUCAAGACGCGUCUGGAACUGUGGCGCAGCAAUCCCGUGAACAACCGCACUCUCCCCGACAAUAUCCUGAUUUUCCGCGAUGGCGUCUCUGAGGGACAAUUUCAGAUGGUCAUCAAGGACGAACUACCCCUGGUUCGCGCCGCCUGCAAGCUUGUGUAUCCAGCCGGCAAGCUACCGCGUAUUACGCUGAUUGUCUCUGUCAAGCGCCAUCAGACUCGCUUCUUCCCAACGGACCCGAACCACAUUCACUUGAGGUCGAAGAGCCCCAAAGAGGGUACCGUUGUUGACCGCGGCGUGACCAACGUCCGCUACUGGGACUUCUUCCUGCAGGCGCACGCGUCGCUUCAGGGCACGGCCCGCUCGGCUCACUACACGGUUCUGGUGGAUGAGAUCUUCAGGGCCGACUAUGGAAACGAGGCGGCCGACAUGCUGGAGAAACUGACGCACGACAUGUGCUAUCUCUUUGGGCGAGCCACCAAGGCCGUCAGCAUCUGCCCGCCCGCGUACUAUGCCGACUUGGUGUGCGACCGGGCGCGUAUUCACCAGAAGGAGCUCUUUGACGCCAUCGAUGACAACGAAAGCGUCAAGGCCGAUGCUUUCGCACAGUAUGGCAGCGCCGGGGCUAUUCACCCCAACCUUAGGAAUUCCAUGUACUAUAUCUAGGCUUGCCAACUGGGUGUGGAGAUGGAACUGGAGUAUAAAAGUGACGGGAAGUCGACAAGGUCAUGUUGGGAGGCCAAAAGAGAAAAAGCUGCUGUGUCGUCUCUGGAUAAAACGAAGCGUUUGCUUUUUUGGGGGCUUUUGAUUUCAUCAGCGAUUUGUUGCAUUCUUUCUCGUCUGUUUCUUGGCUCUUUCUCUCUGUCUGUCUGUACUGCAUACAUGCACUCUGGAUGAUGAACGACACCAUUUGAUGACUUGAUGAGAGAUGGCAGACUGCCGAUAUCGCGCGCAAUGAGAAGGGGAAAAGUAAAAGUGGGAAACAAGAACAAGGCGGUUUUGGUUACUUCAAUAGCGAAAUUAGGAGAAAAAAAUGAUAAAAACAUGAUUUGACAACU